Cadophora gregata is the source of this 729-nucleotide messenger RNA. RefSeq lists its product as uncharacterized. Gene Ontology annotation, cellular component: TRAPP complex. NCBI's taxonomy places the organism in Eukaryota, Fungi, Ascomycota, Leotiomycetes, Helotiales, Ploettnerulaceae. Bases 1 to 729 code for a protein of 242 amino acids. The transcript has 4 exons. The record is from RefSeq and is a predicted model, not a curated record. Gene Ontology annotation, biological process: endoplasmic reticulum to Golgi vesicle-mediated transport.
AUGUCGCGUGAAAGAAGGUCGAGGUUCAAGAACCCUCCAGAAAAUGAAGCGCAAGGCGGCGAGACCAGAGCAAAUCCGGGGAAGUUUGCCGAGCCUCGAGCCUCGUCAACCGCAUUCAAGGGAGGUGAUAGACUCUUACUUACAUUGUUCUUGCAGGACAGGUACAGCUUCUGCGGUUGUCAAUUUAGUGCGCAAAUCAGUGGGUUGGGAACGAAGGAGUUCUUGUUGAAGGUGCUAUCAGCAGAUAGAACAAUGGUCGUAUACGCCUUAAUCAUAAUCAACAAAGCCGGCGGGCUGAUCUACCAGCGAGACUUUGCCCAAGGUCUCAACAAGCUCAAUAUCAACGAUUACCUCGUGCUGGCCGGUACAUUUCAUGGAGUCCACGCAAUAACCACCCGUCUCUACCCCCUCUCGCACACCUCUCAAUCCACAAACCCCUCCUCCCAAACCACUAGUAUCCCCACAACCCGCCCCGACGCCCCCUCCGGCAUCGAAGUGCUUGAAACGGAAAACUUUCGGCUACAAUGCUUCUCAACGCUGACCGGCACAAAAUUCCUGCUGUUUACGGAGCCACAGCAGCCGAACGUGGAUAAGAUUGUGGGGAAGAUAUAUGAGCUGUAUGCGGACUAUGUGAUGAAGAAUCCGUUUUAUCAGUUGGAGAUGCCGGUUAGGUGUGAGGCGUGGGAGAGGAGGUUGGUGGGGUAUGUGCGGCCGUUGAAUUCUAGGUGA